This is a messenger RNA of Cladophialophora immunda, 1903 nucleotides long. RefSeq lists its product as uncharacterized. The record is from RefSeq and is a predicted model, not a curated record. Gene Ontology annotation, cellular component: septin ring; nucleus. Bases 104 to 1708 code for a protein of 534 amino acids. Gene Ontology annotation, molecular function: protein tag activity; ubiquitin-like protein ligase binding. Gene Ontology annotation, biological process: protein sumoylation. Lineage: Eukaryota; Fungi; Ascomycota; Eurotiomycetes; Chaetothyriales; Herpotrichiellaceae. The transcript has a single exon.
AUUUUUCCCACUCCCCGCGAUCGCGCCAGAGAGUGCUUCCGGACGAUAAAGGGAUUUCUCGAGCCUCCUCAUCCUCCUCCUCCUCCUCCUCCUCCUCCUAAGCAUGACUAGCGGCGGCGUGAAACGGCCCCUAUUCAGCAAGUCGGCAUGGAUUGCACCCCCGGCUGCGAAUUCGCCUUUGGCAACCGACGGCGGGUCAAUCUUCGGCCGCAAUGUCGACUAUGAGGACAUCGUGCGAGCGGAGCGGGCGGAACGGGAGAGGAAGGCCGCAAAGACCAAAGCCCGUGGUGGUGGCAAGGAAAAGAGCGAUGAUAGGCACGAUUUGAAGAGACGGCGAUUAUCCCCGGGAGAAGAACGGGACGUUGAGAGUGCUUCGGGCAGCGAGGCGGAGCACAGCAGGAAGAAAAAGAAGGAGGAGGAUGGGGUUCGCGAAAAGCCUGUGACGCGCAGCACGCCGAUGAAACGCAAGGGUUUGAGCGAUGGGCUGGAUGCAUCCACUAGAACACGUCAGUCACCACGGGGUAAGGCUGAUGUGAAGAACACCACCAUAACUCUCGAUGGCGGGGACGAAGAAGAGACCGAGGACGACGAUCUGGUCAUGAGUCCCAGAAAAUCAAAGGCGGAUGAGGUUUUGGACGAAAGGGACUCGGAAGAGGAGGACGAAUACCUACGCCUCCUCAAGCAGAAGGCCCGUGAAAAGGCGCGACUGCAGCGGCAGGACGGCCAAACGGUUCAGAGGUCCAGCACACCGCCUGAUAGAGGAUCUUCGAUAGCCCUGGAAACCGCCGAUCCAAGGUCGCCCUCCGUGGUGCGAGCACAGCGUGACAGUCGGCCAGCCUCGUCCAACUCGAUCCAAGACUUCGGCGUGGCAUCAGCCAGACGGACGCCGAACCCGGACCAAGAGAACGACCCAGAAGUCAAGAUUCUGAUCCAGUCCGACAUCCCGGGCGCCAAAUCGCUGAUCGUCAGGCGCAAGGCAUCGCAGUCCCUGAAACAGGUCAAGGAGUUCUGGUGCCGGAAAUUCGACCUCGAAGAAUCCGUCACCAGGCAGGUCUUCUUCACCUGGAAAGGGACGAGACUGUUCGACUCGACGACGAUGCGCGGCAUCAUCCGCGGCUUAAAGAAGGAUUACCAUCGCCAGCAGCAGCGGCCGCGAAGUCUCAGCCUGGGCAUCGAGGAUGGGGAUGAGGAUGGUGGUGGUGGUGGUGAUGAUGAUGGAUACGACUCUAGCAGCACCAAGGAUCCGAGCGGAGGAAACAUCAUGCUCGAAGCCAUGACGCCGGAGAUCUACGAGCAGAGGCUGCGCGACAAGGAGCGUCGUCAACAACGACAGCGACCGCAAAUCUCCUCUACGGCCGCCGCCGACGGAGAAGACGAGGACGGAGACCCGGAAGAGCAGGAGGACGAGGACGCCGCAAACGCAGCCGCAGCCGCAUCAGAAACACCGGCAGCGGCGGCGGCGGCGGCAGAAAGAGACAAAGGCGCCAUCGUGAUCCGGCUGGUCAGCAAGGACCUGGAGCCCAUGCAGCUGCGGGUGCGGCCGCACACGACGAUCGGCAAGAUCAUGCGCGGGUAUGCGGCGACGAGGAAGGUGGAUGAGGCAAAGACGCCGUGGCUGAUCUUCGACGGCGAGAGGCUGGACGCGGAGAGCACGGUCGAGGAGGUCGGCUUUGAGGACGAGGAUGAAGUCGAGGUAAGUAUCCGUUAAAAAAGAAGGAGAAAUCUCGAAUGCAAUGGCCUGCUUCAAUGUGGGAGAGAAUGUGACCGGAGGGAGCGUAACAUGGGUCGGAAACCGGGGGGCGGGUCUCCAAGUAGCCUCUGUAUACAGAUAGAUAUCAACGAAUAGGCGAGCCAAUAAGUACGCCAACAGGUUGCUGGUGUUCACGACGAGGACAAGGAUGGG